Messenger RNA from Hibiscus syriacus, 573 nucleotides. RefSeq names its product GTP-binding protein SAR1A-like. Lineage: Eukaryota; Viridiplantae; Streptophyta; Magnoliopsida; Malvales; Malvaceae. Gene Ontology annotation, cellular component: endoplasmic reticulum exit site; COPII vesicle coat. The transcript is spliced from 2 exons. Gene Ontology annotation, biological process: vesicle organization; membrane organization; endoplasmic reticulum to Golgi vesicle-mediated transport. Gene Ontology annotation, molecular function: GTPase activity; GTP binding. Bases 1 to 354 code for a protein of 117 amino acids. The record is from RefSeq and is a predicted model, not a curated record.
AUGCGGUCUAUAAUUGCUGGUUGGAAUGCCAAGGUGGAUGCUGUGGUGUACCUGGUAGAUGCCUAUGAUAAAGAAAGGUUUGCAGAAUCAAAGAAGGAACUAGACGCACUUCUUUCAGAUGAGUCCCUCGCCAAUGUGCCGUUUCUUAUUCUAGGAAACAAGAUCGAUAUACCGUAUGCCGCCUCAGAGGACGAGUUACGAUACCAUCUCGGUCUCACAAACUUUACCACCGGGAAGGGCAAAGUAAACCUAGCCGACUCAAAUGUCCGUCCUCUAGAGGUGUUUAUGUGCAGCAUUGUCCGCAAAAUGGGAUACGGCGAUGGCUUCAAAUGGAUGUCUCAGUAUAUCAAGUAAGGUAACGAUCCAAGAGACGUGCUCGGAUGUCCCGAGCUCCGAUUCCAUCUCAUCACGCCGGACUUGGGGAAAAAUUCAUCAAAGUGUUUGAACCAGUCCCUUGGUGGGUUUGUAAGUUUGAUGUAUUCUGUUUCAGAAAAAAAAAAGUUUGAUGUAUUCUGGUUUGGAUCUGUAAAAUCUACUUGUGGCAGCAAAUCUAUAGUACUGUCGUUUUGUCAA